Molecule: messenger RNA, 914 nt
Organism: Drosophila simulans
Lineage: Eukaryota; Metazoa; Arthropoda; Insecta; Diptera; Drosophilidae
Exons: 4
Coding region: 89-541 (150 amino acids)
Source: RefSeq, a predicted model, not a curated record
GUUUUAAAGUUGAAAGCGGUUGGCAUUAUUUGUCAAACAUGGAACUGUAUUUUCUAAAAUUUAUAGCAACGAAUUUUUCCUAUUUUUGAUGCCAUUUUUAAGAAAGCUGGUCAGAAAAAAAUUUUGCUUUUGCUUCUCGCUGACAUCUGGAUGCAUCAUAGUUGCAUUCUACACACUGUUUUUCGGGUUCAUUAACGCAGGAACCACUGUGGAUGAGGUUAUAUACAACAACACACUCAAGACUGAUGUAUAUGCGAAGUGGUUCAAUGUAUUUCAUAUAGCCCUGAUGAUCGCAGCUGCAGUUAUCCUGCUGGUCUCUGUUAUGACGAAGUACUUAAGGAUCGUUUUCGUCUGGAUGGCCAUGUUCAUCAUUCAUAUGAUAUCCUACUACAUCGUCUUCAAUGCUUUGAUUAAUGUUCGCAAUCCGUUCUUUGAAAGUGCUGUCUAUGCGAUUAUUUAUGUCUUCGUGAAUUUAGUGACGUUGGCUUUUCAGGCAUCGAUUUAUUUUGUGUGCUCAAAGUCUACACGUAUUAUUAUGUAAAAACGCAUCCAGAUGAAUUCAGACCAGUUUGUGUGGAUAAAUGAGAGGAUGUCCUUAAAAAUUAAAUGGAGAUCAGCGAAAUUGAAUUAUAGGAUGAUGAAAAGCAAUAGCUUUUCGUGCUCUCUACCACAUGUUCACCAAGUGAGAGGAUGAUGCUUUUGCUGUGCUAAUAUGGCAGACUCAAUUUUCUUUAUAAUUUCAUUAGCAUCUUGAUGAGAACUGAAAACGAUUCCACGCGUGCCUGACAAACACGACACACAUCGGGCUGGAAAUUCUAGGCUAAUGCUAAUGAGGCCAUAAUACAGAUUGCUUAAGUUGUGAUUAUGCAAAAAAGUUAAUGCCACAAUAAAGAAGAUGUGGUGGAAAAUGUGAA